Molecule: messenger RNA, 1994 nt
Organism: Callorhinus ursinus (northern fur seal)
Lineage: Eukaryota; Metazoa; Chordata; Mammalia; Carnivora; Otariidae
Gene: MATCAP1
Product: microtubule associated tyrosine carboxypeptidase 1
Source: RefSeq, a predicted model, not a curated record
GUUUUUUAUUGGCGUAGGCCACACCCUCUCAUUUGUCACCAGACUCCGCCUUGUGUCUGGGCUCCUCCCCGGCCAUCUUUCAUUCAUUCCGCAUGUAGUGCUGGGUGCUUGGGACAUGGGGGUCAAACAGAUCCGUCCCUGCCCUGAGGGAGUUAAGGGGGUGGUGUGGGGACACGGAUCUAGGCUCCGACAGUGACAGCUUAGGGUGGUAAAGAAGCCGCCUAGACCCUGGGAGCCUCCAAGACGCCAGGAAGGCUUCCCGGAGGAGGUGAGACCUAAACCGAGACCUGAGGAAUGGUUAGGAGUUUGCUACAAGGAGACAUUGCGAGGGCAUUCUUGGCAAAAGAACCUGAGACGUGAAAGAAACAGGCGUAUUCUUGGUAAUUGCGAAGAGGACAGAAAUAACAGCAUGUGUUUAUGCUGCUGGAAAGAAUCCAGUAGAGAGGAAGAGGUUGAUGGUGUUGGAGAAAUGCUGGAAUUGUGUCCCUGAGCAGGCAAAGAAGUUCAGAUUCUGGAGCCUUCAAAGUCGACAGUGUGGGGAGUUGGAGUGACCCGGCUGGAUGUGACCCCAGGACAGAAUGGUGCUGGACUCAGGGGCUCAAGUGUAUGAACAGGCACCCCCCAGCCCACCAGCCAGUCCCUCAUCCUUGGGCCAUAGGCUGAAGCCCUCAGACCGAGAUGGGACACUGCUGUACCCCUGGCCUCAGUCCCUGGCCUUGCCCCUGGCUCUGUCAAUCCCCUCAGCCCUGCGGCCCCGGCCUGAGCUGCAGCCCUUCUCAGAGCUGCACUUGGGCCCGCGUGGACACAUGCGUCGCAGUGAGAGCACCUAUACUGUAAAUAGUACUGGCCGGCGGGGGGGUGGCACCCAGGGUCGGGGCCCACCUGGACGGGGACGGGACCCAGGCGGGGGCACCCUGCGGUCUGCAGCCUCCCUGCCUCACAUUGCUAAGACUCGAAAGGAUGCAGGCCGUGGUGCCAGCAAGAGCCCUUGCAUGUUGGUGGCCUUGAGGCCAACCAAUAUGGACCGAGAGCGGGACAAGUUCUUCCAGUCCCACUAUACCUACAACCCACAGUUCGAGUACCAGGAGCCCAUGCCCACGGCUGUGCUGGAGAAGUACUGUGAAGCUUCUGGACAGUUCAUCCAUCAGGCAGUUGGCAUCAUUGAGGCUGUCCUGGAGAAGUUUGGUACCUAUGAACACUUUGAAGCUGCAACGGGGGGCCAGCUGCUGACCAAGUGCCAGAUCUGGUCCAUUGUUCGCAAAUACAUGCAGAAGGAGGGCUGCGUUGGGGAGGUUGUGGUGCAGCUGAGUGAAGACCUGCUGUCCCAGGCAGUGAUGAUGGUGGAGAACAGCCGACCAACGUUGGCCAUCAACCUGACUGGAGCCCGCCAGUAUUGGUUGGAGGGCAUGCUGCGGCACGAGAUAGGCACUCACUACCUGCGGGGCGUGAACAACGCGCGGCAGCCGUGGCACAGCGCCGAGGGCCGGCUGCAGUACGGGCUGCGGCCAGCGAACCCCACGGAGGAGGGCUUGGCCAGCCUGCACAGCGUGCUGUUCCGCAAGCAGCCCUUUCUGUGGCGCGCCGCACUGCUCUACUACACCAUCCACCGCGCCUCGCGCAUGUCCUUCCGCCAGCUCUUCCAGGACCUGGCGCGCUACGUGCAGGACGCCGACGUGCGCUGGGAGUACUGCGUGCGCGCCAAGCGCGGCCAGACGGACACCUCGCUGCCCGGCUGCUUCAGCAAGGAUCAGGUGUACCUGGAUGGCAUCGUGCGCAUUCUGCGGCACCGCCAGACCAUCGAUUUCCCGUUGCUGACCUCACUGGGCAAGGUGUCUUAUGAGGAUGUAGACCACCUGCGGCCCCAUGGGGUGCUGGACAAUACCCGGGUGCCCCACUUCAUGCAAGACUUGGCGCGCUACCGGCAGCAGCUGGAGCACAUCAUGGCCACCAACCGGCUGGAUGAGGCAGAGUUGGGCCGCCUGCUGCCUGACUGA